GUUCUGGUCAUGGGCAGAGCGAAUGUGGGAAAAACCACCAUCCUCCAAAGAGUGUGUAACUCUACAGAUAAGCCAGAGGUCUUCAAUGUAAAAGGAAACAAGAUUGAUGAUACUGUCAUGCAAGGCACUUUGGCACAUGGCUACCAUAGGAUUGAGCAAGAGCUCAUUUUUCAGAGUAACCCAGGCUUUGUGUUCCAUGAUUCAUGUGGGUUUGAAGCAGGGGCUGCAGAAGAGUUUGACCAAAUGAAGGAAUUUGUGGUUGACCGUGCAGCCACUCUGAGGUCUAAGGCAACAGAAUGUAGGUUUUGCAUCCCCAUGACUGAGAAUUACAGGACAGUAACUGCUGCUGAGCAGAAGUUCUUCAAUGAGUGUGACACAGGACAUGUUCCUGUGAUAGUGUUAUUGACAAAGGUGGAUACCUUGCAUCUGGAUGCAAUUGAAGAACUUGAGGAUGAGGGUUGGGAGAUAGAAGGAGCACAGGAAAAGAUUGCAGAAAGGGAAAGGGAAUUGUUGGAGAAGUGGCUUGCACACAUAAAACAUGAGCUUGGCAAGUGCAAGUUUCCCCCUAAAGGAUAUGUGUCACUUCAAAAUGGGAGUGCAGACUGCAAUGCUUUGAUGCAGUGCACAGCAAAUAUGUUGAAUGAGGAAGGUUUACAAAGGUUGCUUAUAUCAACACAGCAGUCAAGUAUUACACUAUGUGUUGAAUAUGCUGUGCACAGGUAA
Molecule: messenger RNA, 723 nt
Organism: Pisolithus orientalis
Lineage: Eukaryota; Fungi; Basidiomycota; Agaricomycetes; Boletales; Pisolithaceae
Product: GTP-binding protein
Exons: 6
Molecular function (GO): GTP binding
Source: RefSeq, a predicted model, not a curated record